AGCAUGGCUCAAACUUUGUUCUGGGGCUUGGCAACAUGGAUUUGGAAUGCCCGCGGCUAUCCAGAAAGGUUUUGGCCCUGCACGACAUUGCCACGUCUCCAUCAGAUGGAGGGGAUCGUGAGGCAGUGUUGGUUCCGAAAAGUGUCUCCGCGGGAGGAGCAAGACCAAAGGACUCGAGGCCCCACUCUCGCGCACAGUCCGCCCCGCAGCUGCAGCAGAAAAACGAGUGGAAUAAAUUCCUCAACAGGCAGAAAUCGAAUGAAGGACUUGUGCGAAGAUGCUUCCAUGCACAAGCGCACAGGGCCUGCAUCGAGCGAGAGAGCUUGAAAAGGGCUGGUAGCACACAUGGACGACAUGCUUUUUGCAACUUCCUCAGGAGGCAGUAUGGCACAGUACUGGCGGGCUGGCGGACUAUGGAUGUUCAUCAGAAGGGCUAUCUUUGCUACGCAGAGUUCUGCCAAAGUUGCAGGGAGAUGCUUUUCAAUGGGGAUAUUCGCAGCCUCUGGCGUGAACUUGACGCGAAUGAGAAGGGCAUUGUCACCCUCAAGGAGGUUUGCCCUGAAGUCGCUUUGCAUGUGUGCGGUUUGAAGAAGGUCAUGCUGAAACUUCAUGGCAGCAUGAUGAAGGGAUGGUGGAGGACAUUGGACCGGCAGCGCAAGGGUUUUGUUAGUGAGGCGGAAUUUGUGGCGGGCAUUCGUCGUCUUCAGAUGAAAGAUCCAGAGUACAAGACGGAACCGCGUGAACUCUUUAGAAUGUUCGUGGCUCCAGGAGCCAACAAACUUUCCCUGGCAGAGUUCGACCCCACCACCUGGACAAAGGUUUGCUGCGGUGAACUCCGCCGCGAGAAAUUGCCAAAUCCUGAGACAUGGAGGAGAUUGUCGACAAAAUGUACGCGUUAUUGCCCAUACCGCCCUUAUCAGGCAAAGCCCGAGGCAGAAAUGGCCGAGGGCCCCCAGGGCCCCCACGGCCCUUUGUGAUGGCCCCGCGGAAGCGCCGCAGGGAGCUCCCUGGCACGGCCGAAGAUCUGGCUGUGGCGGAGCCGUUUCAGACAUCUACGUGCUGAGAAAAGGAA
Molecule: messenger RNA, 1072 nt
Organism: Cladocopium goreaui
Lineage: Eukaryota; Dinophyceae; Suessiales; Symbiodiniaceae
Source: the annotation of a GenBank genome assembly